AUGGCCAAUAUUUCAUCGUUGAUUAGACACUCUGGUAUUUGGAACGACGAGAAUAAAUACGUCAAUUACAAAAUCGAUGCUGCGACUUUUAAGGAGUAUUCGACGUAUGACGAAUUUUUACAAACAGUUGCAACCCAAUUGAAUUUGGACAAGAAAAUGAAAAACAUAAGCAUAAAAUACAUGGUUGAAGGUGAUUCUAUUCCAAUGGAAAUUCACAAUGACAUGGGUGUUAGGGUGUAUGUGGAACUGAAGAAAGAGAACAAAGCAUUACCAAUGUACCCAUUAUGUAUCAUUACAACUGAUAGAAGCAUGGAGAUAUGUAUAUCGAAUGAGAGUUGUGUUGAAGGUGAUUAUUUGCAAAUCGGACACACGAAUCAAACAGUUGGUUCCCGUGAUUUUGAAUCAUCAAGUUGUGGAAAGGCUGAUUUGUUAUUCGAAAACAACAAGGGUAUGGUUAUUGAUGACAAGAACCAAAAAGUAGUUGCCGUCGAUCAAGUAUACAAGGAUAAAGAUACAUUAAAAGCUGUGAUGGUGAAUUAUGCAAUUACGAACAGGUUCAACUAUCAGACAGAAAGGAGCAAUGCAAUAAGGGCGUCCAGUGUCGGUAAGUCAGGAAUGUUUAGAGUUAGGGAGUUUCAAGACAAACAUACAUGUCCAUUAAAGGAAAAGGUUUAUUCCCAAUGCCAAGCUACAAGUCGGUUGAUAAGUGGGAUUGUCAAACCAAAAAUAUCAAAUCAUAAGAGGAAAUAUACGCCUAAAGACAUUGCGGAGGACGUCAAAAAUGAUUUUGGAAUGGAUGUGUCGUACAUGGUUGCUUGGCGGGCCAAAGAAAGGGCGAUGAACGAUUUAAUGGGUGAACCGGCUGAAUCUUAUAAAAGACUACCUCGAUAUCUAUACAUAUUGGAUAAUACUUACCCGGGUUCACAUAUUAGAAUGCGUAAAAUCCGCGAAAAUGAAUUUCUGUAUGUUUUUAUAGCACUAUAUGCAUUUAUCAAAGGCUUUGAUUAUUGUCGACCAAUUGUGGUGGUUGAUGGAAGCCACUUAAAAACACCAUACAAUGGAACAUUUGUCUUGGCAAGCACAUUAGACGGUGCAGGCAACAUACUUCCCUUAGCAUAUGGUGUCAUUGAUUCUGAGAAUGACAGAUCAUGGACGUGGUUUUUUGAGCGUUUCAGAGAAUCAUAUGGAAUUAGAGAGAAUAUGUGUAUCGUAUCAGAUAGGCAUGAAAGUAUAAACAAGGCUGUUUGUCGAAUUUAUCCAGAAGUUGCACAUUAUGCAUGUAUUUGGCAUCUGUGGGGUAAUGUAUGUAAAAAAUACAAGAAGAGCCAUGAUGUGCUGAGUCCUGUUUUUUAUUCCAUGGCAAAGGCAUACACGCAGGAUGAUUUCGAUGAGUUAAUGGGAAAGGUUCAAAAGGUAGAUAUGUGCGUGGCAGAGUAUUUGGAAUGGGCUGGUAGAGACAAAUGGGCUAGAUUGUAUGCAUCUGUUAACCGAGGGUGGACAAUGACUUCUAAUAUAGCAGAGUGCAUUAACCGACAUCUUCUAGCAGCUAGAGAACUGCCUAUAUAUGACUUUCUCGAAGAAGUUAGAAGGAUGUUUGGGAGAUGGAAUUACAAUAACCGGAGAAAUGGAACAUACACGUUCACUACACUCGGUAAAAAGUUUCAGGAGAUGCUAUCAAUCAACGAGUAUCUAUGUCUACGAAUGACGAAAAAUCUGGUUGCUGAGGAUUAUUGCUCCGAUUUGUUCAAACCGGAGACCGUGUUGAAGACAUAUGAUGUACCUGUGGAUCCUCUACCCGACAAGCGUGAAUGGAACAUUCCCAAAAACAUCUUGGAGGAUGUGAUUUUGCCACCAAGAUACAAGAGACCGCCUGGUAGGCCAAAGAAGAGGCGUGAUAAGCCUUUAAGUGAAUUGUUGUUUGGAAAGAGCAGACAUGCUUGCAGUACUUGUGGACAACUUGGGCACAACAGACGUUCAUGUAGUUUUGAGCCUCUGAGGAAGUGA
Lycium barbarum (goji berry) is the source of this 2004-nucleotide messenger RNA. RefSeq lists its product as uncharacterized. The record is from RefSeq and is a predicted model, not a curated record. The coding region runs from base 1 to 2004 and encodes 667 amino acids. NCBI's taxonomy places the organism in Eukaryota, Viridiplantae, Streptophyta, Magnoliopsida, Solanales, Solanaceae. Gene Ontology annotation, molecular function: nucleic acid binding; zinc ion binding. The transcript is spliced from 4 exons.